This is a messenger RNA of Vidua chalybeata, 3282 nucleotides long. It is a transcript of the gene RTKN2, whose product is annotated as rhotekin 2. The transcript is spliced from 15 exons. The record is from RefSeq and is a predicted model, not a curated record. Bases 326 to 1840 code for a protein of 504 amino acids. Lineage: Eukaryota; Metazoa; Chordata; Aves; Passeriformes; Viduidae. Gene Ontology annotation, biological process: signal transduction; hemopoiesis; positive regulation of cell population proliferation.
CCUCCUGCUUCUUCUGGGACAGCUGCACGAACGCUGCCCGCACCUCCAGCAGCUCCGCCGUCUUCUGGGACAGCUCUUUGGACAUGUUGCCCUUCUGCCCAGCUAAGAGAAUGGAGAGACUUCCAACUGACCCCAGGAGGCUGAAAUGAAGAAAUGAGUUACUGAUGCUCCAAAGGUGAAUGCAACGGAGGACCGAAGCAGGUGCAAGAAUGUGAGAAGCCAGACUUUGCAGAAACAUGUUCAUAAUGUACUGGAAAAUUGGACAUUUGAACCAGCUGAAGAGCAGGAAUGUGACACCCAAGAGAAAAUCAACUUUGAGGUCCGCAUGCGAGAAGGCAUCUGCAAGCUGCUGGCAGUGAGCACACAGAAGGAGCAGCUCCUGCGCGCCGUGAAGAACCUGAUGGUCUGCAAUGCUCGCAUCCGGGCCUACAGGGCACAGCUGCAGGGCCGAAAGGAGGAGCCCAGCCCGGGCAGGACUGAGGAGCAGUCUUCAGAAAAUGAGACAAAAGACCGGAUGGCAUGCAGAGCAAAGGUUGCCAUAUCAGAUAUUCGAAUACCAUUAAUGUGGAAAGGCUCUGACCACUUCAGCAAAAAAGAAAAAUCACAGCGCUACGCAGUGUUUUGUUUGUUCAGAAUGGGAGCUGAGGUUUUUGAUACUGAGGUGACUAUUGUGGAUGAAGCAAUAACAGAUAUCUGUUUUGAAAAUGUAACCAUAUUUGAUGAAGCAAGCCCAGAUUUCCAGGUAAAGGUUGAAGUGUAUAGCUGCUGUACAGAAGAGUCUUUAUAUAUAACAAACACUCCUAAGAAACUGGCAAAGAAACUUAAAACAUCCCUCAGCAAAGCUACAGGGAAGAAACUCAAAGCUGCACUGGAGGAAGACAGCACUGAACCCCUUGUGCCUGCUGACCCAGUCAUCCAUGGAGCAAAGUACAGCUUGCUAGCAUAUACCACUUUGGGGCUGGAAAGUGCUGAGGACAACUUCAGGACCCACAACCUUACCAUUACAGGAAAUGAGGAAUCCUCUUUUUGGCUACCCCUGUAUGGAAACAUGUGUUGCCGUUUAGUUGUCCAGCCCACCUGCAUGGCCAGGGAUAUGAUGGCAGGAUUUCUAAAUCAGCAGCAAAUGGUAGGAGGUCUAACAAGCUGGAGGAGGCUGUAUUGCGUGCUGAGAGGUGGCAAACUCCUUUGUUAUUACUCACCAGAAGAAAUUGAGGCUAAAGUGGAGCCAACAUUGACAGUUUCCAUCAACAAGGAAACCAGGAUUCGAGCUGUGGAUAAGGACUCCAAGAGAAGAGCUAAUAACUUCUCCGUUAUCAACCCCAUGUCUGGAGAGGGUGUGACGCAACGUUUUGCUACUGACAGUAGGGAUGAACUUCAUCAGUGGAUGGAGGCUUUCUGGCAGCACUUUUAUGAUCUGAGCCAGUGGAAGCAUUGUUGUGAGGAACUUAUGAAAAUUGAGAUUAUGUCACCACGGAAACCACCUUUGUUCUUGACAAAGGAAGCGACCUCCGUCUACCAUGAUAUGAGCAUUGAUUCUCCAGUGAAACAUGAGGGCUUAGCUGAUAUCAUACACAGGAAAAUUGAAGAAAGCAAUGGUGAGUUCCUUCUUGGCCAGCAACAAGAGUCUGCAUCUGCCCUAUGGGCAUCACUCUUUGAUGGAUCUCAUGAGAUGACUGUUCAGAAAAACAUGCAUCUGGACCCAAAAAGAGAUGCCACAAGUCCUAAGGACAGCAGAGGAAAGAAAAGAAGAGCUCCGCCUCCACCCUCUGAGAAGUCACCAUACAGUGCAGAAGCACAGUGCCUUUGCAUCUUCUGUGAAGCAAGUUGGUGUAACCAAUAAAACCUGCAGGCUCCCAGGAAACAGAGAACUCAGCUAUACAAUAAAGUCAGUGCCCCUGGAGGAACUGCUGCUCCCAGCAGUAGAGGAGAAUGUAACAUUUCACCAUCUUAGCAGCUGUGUUCGGUGAGGAUGCUUUAAUUGCGUGACUCAAAAUAUCAGGGAUCAAAACCCAAGUCAUUUGGCAGCUUCCUGCUGGGAGGAGGCUUGGAGGACCUGUGGCUUCUUCCAGCCCUUCUGUCCCAUUCCCCUGUGUUCACAUUUGUGUAGGCAAGCUGGAAUGCUGUCAUCUGGCAGGGAAGUCCAUUGAGAAACACUUCUCCCAGGAUGAAUGGCUCCAAUGAUCCAGUGUAGCACAGGGAGGACGUUGGUGGUACCUGCUGAACUACACGUGGGAUUAGAGACUUGUCUGAGGAAGGUGUCGGGCCUGCUCUGAAAACUAUACCUUGCUUGUUCUCUGCUGGGAUUAAUUAAUGCUGCUUAAAACCAGAAUUAAGGGUUGGAUGCAGUCUUGAAGUGGGGGAGACAGAAAUCAGCCCGAACUCUUCUUUUAGGAAGUACAACUUGAAAUUAAUUGCUAGUUCAAACAUGAAUAUAAAUUUCACAGAACAUGAACUUCUGAAAUAUUGACUGAACAAAGCCUUAAUUUAUUAACUUUUUAUAUUUACCUGAUGUCUUCAGCUGUUUAUUUGGUCUUGGAAUGGUAGAUGGUACCUUCUGUGGUUUUAAAGGCAUUGCCUUCAAAUGCUUACAUUUUUACUAGUAUUGUGGGGUUUUUUUCCCAUGGUAAUAAUACUAAUAGUUAUUUUUUGGUGGCUUGUACGUAUUUGGAAAUACUGUCGUAGUAUUCAGAAUUGAUUUCUAAUUAAUGCAAACUACCUUAAUAGAAAAAUGGAGAUUUAGACACUAAUGUAUUGUGAAAUGUUAGAACAGAAAUCUUCUUAUUUUGCUGCUAGCAUAUUGUAUUUCUGUUAAAAUAUGCAAGUGAAAUUAAAAACAUUUCUAGAAUAAAAGGUUUUUGGUGUAAUUUUUUUCAAUCUGGAACUACAUUAAGGUUUACUCCAGUGUAUAAGCCAUGGGUGAUGGCUGCUGUAAAAUGAGAGAGCUCAGGGGUAGCUCCUUUUCCCUUGGGCCUGCCAUGAAUGUAGCCCUGUAGGCUCAUACUGACAACAGCAAACAGUAUCAGCCUCAGUUUUCUGACUUGGAGGAAGGGAGGAAAAGCCAUUUAACUGGCUUUCAGUUAAAUCAAUGCUCCCUGCCAUUCACUGAAUCCAACGGACACCACCUUGUGUGAGUCGGUAAAGUUAGAAAUAUUAUGAGAUGCACCUUUUUUCCACAAAUGUGCCAAAACAAAACAGCCUGUUUUAGGUUUCAUCUUACUUCUCUCAUAAUCAUGGAGGAAAAGAUGCCAUGAAGUAGAUUUACAUCUUGCUUUCUGCUUUGUA